AUGUUGGGUAGGCAAAUUAACUUUAAGGCGCUGGAGAACAGACUGCAACAAAUGUGGGCUCGGAGAGGUGUCAUUGACAUUGUAGAUCUUAACCAAGAGUUUUUUCUUGCCACAUUCACAGGUGAGGAAGAGCAAAAAUUCGUGUUUUUUGAGGGACCUUGGAUGAUUUAUGAUCGCUAUCUAAAGGCCAGAGAAUGGAGUGCAGACUUUUGCUCAGUAGGAGAUGCAAUUGAACAACUUGAUGUUUUUGUAAGAAUUUUCAGAUUACCAAUAGAGUACUACGACACUAAAGUCCUCACAUACAUUGGCAAUAGAUUUUGGAAGACAGUGAAUGUUUAUAAGAACACUCUUUUAAAGGAAAUAGGGAAGUAUGCGAGAAUUUGUGUCCAGGUGGACCUAAUAAAAUUGUUUCUUGCAAUGUUUUCGAUUAAAGGUCACUACUAUAAAGUAGAAUAUGAAGUCAUACAUCUCUUAUGUUUAACCCGUGGAAGGUUUGGACAUAACUCGGAUGGCUGCAGUGAAAUGAAGUUUGAGAUGGCAGAGCUAAGUGCAAUAUAG
This is a messenger RNA of Lathyrus oleraceus (garden pea), 558 nucleotides long. RefSeq lists its product as uncharacterized. NCBI's taxonomy places the organism in Eukaryota, Viridiplantae, Streptophyta, Magnoliopsida, Fabales, Fabaceae. The transcript has a single exon. The record is from RefSeq and is a predicted model, not a curated record. Bases 1 to 558 code for a protein of 185 amino acids.